This is a messenger RNA of Eufriesea mexicana, 3323 nucleotides long. RefSeq names its product topoisomerase 3-alpha (gene Top3alpha). The record is from RefSeq and is a predicted model, not a curated record. NCBI's taxonomy places the organism in Eukaryota, Metazoa, Arthropoda, Insecta, Hymenoptera, Apidae. Gene Ontology annotation, cellular component: RecQ family helicase-topoisomerase III complex; chromosome; nucleus. Gene Ontology annotation, molecular function: zinc ion binding; DNA topoisomerase type I (single strand cut, ATP-independent) activity; DNA binding. The transcript is spliced from 12 exons. The coding region runs from base 89 to 3262 and encodes 1057 amino acids. Gene Ontology annotation, biological process: DNA recombination; DNA repair; DNA topological change.
CUGAAAUUUAAUUUCGUUAUGAUGAUAUUUCGUAGAGUUGUUAAAUAAUUUAUAACCCUUUUGAAGUAAAUAGCGAUUAUGUUGUGCUAUGUUAUUCGUUACGGAGAUAUUGAAUAUUGUAAAGUUAAGUUUAUGUGAAUCAAAGCAAUAUUGCCAGUUUCUCAUAAAAUUCAACAGUUCUACUAUGGUCAUGAAAGUCCUUAACGUUGCAGAAAAGCACGACGCCGCAAAAAAUAUUGCAGGCUAUUUGUCCCGUGGUAAUUGCAAACGGAGAGAAGGAUUAUCUCCAUAUAAUAAAAUUUUUGAAUUCAGCACAUAUCUAUGGAAUCAAAAUUGUGAUAUGAUUAUGACGUCUGUAUCUGGUCAUUUAUUAAACUAUACAUUUAUUGGAACAUAUUGUAAAUGGGGAGCUUGUCAACCAUUAUGUUUAUUCGAUGCACCUGUAAUAAAGCAGUGUUUAGAAGAGAAUUCUAUUAAAAUCAAAAAAACAUUGGAACGAGAAAUACAAAAAUGCAGUGCAUUAAUAAUUUGGACUGAUUGUGAUCGUGAAGGAGAAAAUAUAGGUUUCGAAGUUAUUCAAGUGUGUUGUGCGAUUAAGCCCGAUGUCCGCAUAUAUAGGGCAAAAUUUUCAGAGAUUACACAAACAUCUGUGAAUCGAUCUCUUCAAAACCUAUGCGAACCGAACAAAGCAAUUAGUGAUGCUGUUGAUGUCCGAAGUGAAUUAGAUUUAAGAAUAGGUGCCGCAUUUACAAGAUUUCAAACAAUGAGACUGAGAAAAGUAUUUCCCAGGAAUUUGGCUGAUAUGAUGAUCAGUUAUGGUAGCUGUCAGUUUCCUACAUUAGGAUUUGUAGUCGAGAGAUUCUUAGCGAUAGAAAGAUUUCAGCCAGAGCCAUAUUGGAAGAUAAAAGUAAUGGAUAUUCGUGAUGGUAUUUCUGUGGAAUUUAGAUGGGCUAGAGGGAGAUUAUUUGAAAAAUUACCUUGCGAAGUACUUUUUGACAUUUGUUUGGAGCAACCUAGUGCUACCGUACAAAGAAUAGUAAGCAAACCUAAGAGUAAGUGGAGACCAUUACCACUGGACACAGUUGAAUUGGAAAAGCAAGGUUCUCGUAAACUUCACUUAAGUGCAAAGGAAACUAUGAAAAUUGCAGAGAGAUUAUAUACUCAAGGUCUUAUUAGUUAUCCACGCACAGAAACAAACAUAUUUCCAAAAGAAUUGAAUUUAAUUCCAUUUGUGAGCCAACAAAUAAACAAUUCAGCUUGGGGUAAUUUUGCACAACAGUUGCUAGAAAAGGGAUUGACUCCAAGGGAAGGCAAGAAAAGUGAUCAAGCACAUCCUCCAAUAUAUCCACUAAAAUAUAUUGACAGUUUAAAUGGCAAUGAAGCUAAAGUUUAUGAAUUUGUGGUACGACACUUUUUGGCUUGUCUAUCAAGCAAUGCAGUUGGUCAAGAAACAACGGUGGAGAUUGACAUAGCUGGAGAGGAAUUUAUUGCUAAUGGUUUGCAAAUAAUUGAAAAGAAUUAUUUAAAUGUAUACAUAUAUGAAAACUGGAGCGAUAAGGAAAUUCACAUAUAUCAAGAAGGGCAAGUUUUUGAACCAACCAAAAUAGAUAUGGUACAGGAAGAAACAUGUCCACCACAAUUGUUGACUGAAGCUGAUUUAAUCAGUUUGAUGGAUAAACAUGGUAUCGGUACCGAUGCUACUCACGCAGAACAUAUAGAUACAAUAAAGUUGCGUCAAUAUGUGGGUUUGGUGGAUGAUAAGCACUUAAUACCUGGAAAACUUGGCAUUGGAUUGGUAACGGGUUACGAUAACAUGGGAUUUCAAAUGUCAAAACCAGACUUACGUGCUGAUUUAGAGAAGGAUCUCACACUGAUAUGCAAUCGACAGAAAAAUCCAAAGGACGUUUUGGAAAAUCAGAUAAAGAAAUAUCGUGAUCUAUUUAAAAUAACAUUGGAACGUGCUGAUUUAAUCGAUAAUGCUUUAGCUGAUUAUCUCGAUGAACGACCGAUCGAAGCACGAGAAAUACAAAUUGAUAAUCCAUCUCAAGAAAUUGUUAUUUUUAAAUGUCCGAAAUGUGGCUCGAGCAUGACUCUUAGAAAUAGAAAGCAAGGGACGGGAAAGUAUAUUGGCUGUAUGGGAUAUCCGACGUGUAAUAAUGUAAUUUGGUUUCCUCAGAAUAUCGAACAUGUCGAAAUUUUGGAUGAAAUUUGCUCACAAUGUUCGGGAAAUAUGCGUAAAUUAAGAUUUAAAUUAUCUAAAUAUGCCUUUCCUAUUUAUGGUACUGAUUAUACAACUUGCAUAGGUGGUUGUGAUCCUACGUUUAAUGAAUUAUUAAAUAUAAAAAAUGAAAGUAUUAGAAGUCAAACUCAAACAAAUGAUAGCGGUUAUCGCAGUAUGUUUGACGGAAUUAUUGUUUCAAAUUCAACUUUAGUGAGGAACAGUACACCUCGUCCAGUUUCUAAUAUUGAAAAUAAAUCAGGUUCAUCUGAAAGCAGUGCAUCUAUAGGAUUUGUUCGAAAUCAGAAUAGUAAUCGUAAUAAUAUAGGAGAAUCAAGAAAUAUCAAACAACAAAACAAUUCAAAAAAUAGUACAUGGACAAAUACUAAUAUUGUCACUCGUCCAACUAAUAAACCAAAUGUAUCAAGGAAUGUACAGGAUAAAGUAUGGGGUGUCAUUGAGAAAGAUGCCGUUAUUAUGUGUAGCUGUAAUGAAAAUGCAAUUCAGUUAACAGUAAAGAAAGACGGACCAAAUCAUGGAAGAGGAUUUUACAAAUGUGCAAAACCUCAAGGUUCUGGUUGCAAUUUUUUUCUUUGGGCGGAUGAUGGACAUCAAAUGCAAAUUAAUACAAGUAGAGAUCCACAUUUAUCAGCUGCCAGUACGAGCACUGGCUCAAGUGUUCGUGUCAAUAGUUAUCAAAGUUCACCUGUAUUGCCGGAUAAUGAUGUUAAAUGUCAUUGUAAUCAGAUAGCAGCACAGCGAAUUGUGCAGAAAGAUGGUCCCAACAAAGGACGUCCCUUUUACACAUGCACCAAGAGUAUGAAUAAUUCUUGUAAGUUUUUCCAAUGGGGCGAUGAAAAUGUUGAAGAUGUACGCAAUGAUACAUUUAGAGGAAGAAGUAAGCAAACAUAUACAAGAAAUCAAAGUGAACAACAUGAAAGGGACCAAAUUAAAUCUCGGGUUGUUAGAAAGAGAAAAUGUCGAAUUUGCGGUAUAGAAGGACAUACAAGAAAAACCUGCCCAGAAAAUGCUAUGGAUCGGUGAAGAAGAGUGUAUAUGGUAUAUUAAUAAUAUUAAAGUAGAAAUAUUAAUGAAAUUAUAAAUA